Zeugodacus cucurbitae (melon fly) is the source of this 2896-nucleotide messenger RNA. It is a transcript of the gene Nup107, whose product is annotated as nuclear pore complex protein Nup107. Gene Ontology annotation, molecular function: structural constituent of nuclear pore. The record is from RefSeq and is a predicted model, not a curated record. Bases 138 to 2783 code for a protein of 881 amino acids. Gene Ontology annotation, cellular component: nuclear pore outer ring; nuclear pore. Gene Ontology annotation, biological process: regulation of DNA-templated transcription; mRNA export from nucleus; protein import into nucleus. Lineage: Eukaryota; Metazoa; Arthropoda; Insecta; Diptera; Tephritidae. The transcript has 3 exons.
AAAUUUUUUUUUGGCAACUGUAAUUGAAAGAAGAAGAAGAAGUAUGCAGCAGUUUUUAGACCGGCGCUUACUUCUUUCACAAAAAUUAAUUGAAUGUAAUAACGUUUAAAAAUAUUGUAAUAAAAAAGUGAGUUAAAAUGUCGAAUAGUAUGUUUACUACCUCAAAACGUGGUUUCCUUCAAAUAAAACCUCAAACACCUAAAGGAUUAUACUCCCAAGAAAAUUCGGGUCUUAAUGAACUCUCCAUCACAUUGCUACCAGACGAAUUGUCCCGCGUUUUAAAUCAGUCGCAACGACAACAAUCAUUCAAUAAUUCCGGCACAAAUUUUGGUAACUACAAUGAGACUGCUUGUGAUGUUUUAAAUAUGAGUAAUAUGUCCACGAUGGAGGAAAAUCAAAAUAUAUUCCUACUCAAGGAAAAAACAGAUUUGUUAUUUCCUCAAUUCCUUGAAGUUUUACAAGGGCGAACUAAUGACUCUGAAGUUUUUGAUACUAUCCAAAACUUGAUACAAACAUGUGCUGGCGUUGCAGAUGAGUUGCAGAAAGGCUUACAACAUAAUCCUUCUAUGUCCAAAUAUCAAAAUGACAAUUUUAUGUGGUUGGACCAAGAAAUGAAAACAUGGAAAUUGUUAUUUGCUUUAUACAAAGAUAGGAUCAUCGUGCAAGCAGAAGAUGUUGGUAUGGAUUGUAAUAUGCCACCCUUAGGAGGAUCAGAAAAGGAAGUUGUUGCCCAACUAUAUACAUGCAACUCUACAUUACGUGAGUACCAAUUGAUGGUUGAUUGGCUUGAAGCAUGUUACGAUCGAAAGGAUUCACAACCUCAAGUUGGGCAUGUUACCAAUCGUGCAGUAGGUUGGGAGAACACACUUUUUCAACUACAAAAUCGUCGUGAUGUAGCUUUUGGAACUGGGGUAGAUAUUGUCAAAUCGUUAGACCCCGAUGCUCCUAUUCGUGAGCGUCGUCCACUCCAUGCGUUAGAUGAGGAAGAUACGUUGCGCCUAUCACGCUGUAUUUUUACCGAAGUUCGUCAAGGACGCAUUGAUGAGGCAAUGGCUAUUUGUAAAUAUAGUGGACAAACAUGGCGCGCUGCCAUACUAGAAGGUUGGCGCCUACACGAAGAUCCCAAUUAUGAAACACAAUUAAAUAAUCGCGAAAAACUGCCGAUUGAAGGAAAUCCACGUCGUGAUAUUUGGAAAAAAUGUGCUUGGCUAAUGGCUGACUCUAAGAAAUUUGAUGAAUAUACACGCGCAAUAGCUGGAGCUUUUUGUGGCCAUAUCGAUUCUUUAAAGGCGUUAUUAAGUGGUUCCUGGGAGGAUUUACUCUGGGCAUAUCUUAAGGUGCAAAUUGAUAUACGUGUCGAGAGUGAAAUACGUGCUUGUUGCAUUAAAGCUUACCUUCCGCUACCAGAUAAUUAUUGGAAUGCCAAAAUGUCAUUAGAACAGAUAUUCGAAGAACUAUCAGUUCAUAAAGAUGCCGCCGUCCGUGACUAUGCUUACAGUAAGGUUGGAACCAUACAAAAGUACUUGAUAUUGGACAAUAUAGGAGAGUUGCUACAUAUAAUGCGCCGUUGGGUUGACGAUUCUCAUAAUUCCAGCGAUCGUGAAAAUUUAUCCCCUCACCUUUUGCGAUUCAUUACGCACAUAGUACUUUUUAUGCGACAAAUUGGACGUGUUGAUAAAGAAGAAACAGCCGACUGUAUAGUAGCGGCUUACGUUGAGUCUUUAAUAAAAAUGGGAGAUGCACAAUUAGUGGCUUUUUACACUGCCGCACUGCCUGGAAAAUUGCAAAUGCUAUUAUAUUCCAAAUUCCUAGAAGGAAUUACGGACACUGCAAAUCGCUCAGCGGCGAUCACGGAGGCCAUUAAUGCUGGACUUGAUGUUGAGAAUAUCACUCGCCAUACAGUGGAUACUAUUCGUCAGCGUAUGCCAGAAAAUACCGACAAAACUGACAUUUCUCGUGAAAGUCUUCAAAUUGGCGAGAUUUCUACUUUCGAUCAGCGAAAAAUUAGUGCUCUGGAAUGGCUAACAUUUUUGCCAACUCAACGUGGAGACCUUUUGUGGCAAGCAAAUGCGAUGAUUCGUACUUUUCUGGGCGAGAACAAAUCAGAAUGUGUGCGCGCCGUUUAUGAAAUUGUCCCUACUGAUUCACUUUCGCAAAUAAUUAGUAUAUAUGGUUCAAAGGAUAAUUUCCCUUGCCGCGAAGAGUGUAGUAUUAAGGAAUACCUUAGUUAUAAAAUAUACUUAGCAGCUAUCGACAGUUUUGGGGAAUGGUCACGCCUAUUGCAUAAUCGUCCAAAAGAGCCAAAUCUUGUUACAGCUGGGGCAAAUUUUACUGAACGUGUGGCAUCGGAGCAUAAAGAGCAAGUUUAUCAUGCAGAACUAAAACGCUGGGAAGCAAAUAUUGAAGAUCAAACCAAAUUAACACGGGAUGCUCUAUUCAAUAUAUUACUUUUCCCUGAAAAGGGGUGGUUAAUUGAUCCAGAUACAUCAAAAGAUCCUGCAAAAAUCAGUGAAUUGGAUUGGCAAAAUCGUCAAAUACAAUUAGAAAAACUUCGUAGCAUCUGUAUUCCCGAAAUAGUACUUCUAUUGCAUAAAGUUUUACACGCCUCGGGGGAUUAUCAAGGAUGUGUUAAGCUGUCGGACGAAAUCGCCUCAGAAACUCGACAAUUGUAUAAAGUUUACACAAAGCAUAAGCUGGCAGAGUUGCUUUCAAAGUUAGCUGAAUCCUCAUUGCAGUUGUUGAACAAGAAACUUGACCCAUGGGGUUAUGUUUCUACCCUUUAAAACAUUGUAUUGAAAUUAAUUAUGGAAAUUAUUUGCUUCAAUAAUUGAUUUGUUUUUUAGAUUCAUAAUGAAUUAAAUUCAAAUUAAGUUGGUAUUUGUAACAUUUUGAUAAA